GUUUCAAUGAAAGAGGGGGAGAAGAGCAAUGCAGAGGGAUGUAAGAUGGCAGAGCUACAAAUGUUGUUAGAGGAAGAAAUCCCGGCUGGAAAAAGAGCCCUUGUGGAGAGCUACCAAAACCUUUCAAGGGUCGCGGAAUAUUGCGAGAACAAUUAUGUCCAGGCACAAGACAAGAGGAAAGCCCUCGAGGAGACCAAAGCCUACACUACCCAGUCCCUGGCGAGCGUGGCCUAUCAGAUCAAUGCCUUAGCCAACAAUGUGCUGCAGCUGUUGGAUAUUCAGGCUUCACAGCUGCGCAGGAUGGAGUCCUCCAUCAACCAUAUCUCUCAGACUGUGGACAUUCAUAAAGAAAAAGUUGCCAGACGAGAGAUCGGGAUCCUCACCACCAACAAAAACACAUCUCGAACCCACAAAAUCAUCGCCCCCGGAAACAUGGAGCGGCCCGUGCGCUACAUCAGGAAACCCAUAGAUUACACCCUGCUGGAUGAUGUGGGUCACGGUGUUAAAUGGCUUAAAGCAAAGCAAGGGAAUAACCAGCCAGCUCGGGGAGGUGGAGGAACAUUAUCCAGGACUAACCCACCCACACAGAAGCCCCCAAGCCCACCCAUGGCAGGGAGAGGUACCCUGGGACGAAACACACCGUAUAAGACGCUCGAGCCAGUCAAACCUCCUGUGGUGCCUAAUGACUACAUGACCAGUCCAGCACGUCUGGGCAGCCAGAACAGCCCAGGACGCACUGCCUCGCUCAAUCAGAGACCCCGAACGCACAGUGGCAGUAGUGGGGGCAGUGGCGGUCGAGAGAACAGCAGUAAUAGUAUGGGAAUCCCUCUGGCUGUGCCGACACCCUCCCCUCCCAGUAUGGCACCAGGGGUUCCUCCAGGUCCAGGUUUGGGUCCGAUCCCGAUGUCUCAGUUUGGAACAAUCUCCCGGCAGAUCUCCAGACACAAUUCCUCCACCACUUCUUCCUCCGCCUCGAUGGUGUCAGCCACCGGCACCUACCGGCGCGCCCCUGCCAGCUCCUCCCAGUUCUCUGUGCCUCAACCCCAUCUGAACGGGGGUCCCACAUACCCCCAGAACACAAUGUCUGUCGCUCCACCACCUCCUCCCAUGGUGCAGCUGACGCCCCAGAUUCCUCUCACUGGCUUUGUGGCCAGAGUUCAGGAGAACAUAACAGACAGCCCGUCUCCACCCCCUCCUCCUCUACCUGAGGACACGCUCAUGUUUGAGGAAGCAGCUCCGCCCCCUCCACCUCCACCUGUGGAUUAUGAUGAAGAAGACACAGCUCUGGUGCACUACAAUGACCCCUAUGCGGAUGGAGAACCGCACUGGGCCCCAAAAUCCUACUUGGAGAAGGUGGUGGCCAUCUAUGACUACACAAAGGACAAAGAUGAUGAGCUGUCCUUCAUGGAGGGCGCCAUCAUCUACAUCAUCAAGAAAAAUGAUGAUGGCUGGUUCGAGGGCUUGUGUAAUGGUGUGACCGGACUGUUUCCUGGCAACUACGUUGAAUCCAUCAUGCACUACGCUGACUAAUGUUAAAUCCCAGAGACAUCAGACAAUGCAGCCAAUCAGUUACAAACCAUCGCAAAGUGCAUUAGGAUAUGAC
Sinocyclocheilus grahami is the source of this 1603-nucleotide messenger RNA. RefSeq names its product abl interactor 1-like. Gene Ontology annotation, biological process: neuron migration. Lineage: Eukaryota; Metazoa; Chordata; Actinopteri; Cypriniformes; Cyprinidae. The coding region runs from base 7 to 1530 and encodes 507 amino acids. Gene Ontology annotation, cellular component: lamellipodium; SCAR complex; actin-based cell projection. The transcript has 11 exons. Gene Ontology annotation, molecular function: signaling adaptor activity; SH3 domain binding. The record is from RefSeq and is a predicted model, not a curated record.